GCAGUAAAGUGGUGAAGAUUUAGCCCCCUGGAUUUAAUUUAAAAUUAUUUUCCCAGACUGCAUCGCGGUAAGUUGUGUGUAGGAUCAAGAUGGCUAGUCUGUCAAGAACACCUCGGACGUCAAGAAGCAUCACAGAUAGAGAAGAUGAUAACGAAAAUAACGGUUAUGUGCAAGUGUUCGUAAAGCCAUUGGAACAGGGCAACUAUAGCGUGAUUUUCAGCUGGCUUGGACUAAAUACCAUGAAGUUUUCAUCUAAACAAUCCAAGAUUGUUUUUGGACUUCUGACUAUUUUUACAAGUGUGGUUGUUGUGAGCAUUUUAAGAAGUGAUUUAGGACAAUUGUUUCACCGUUUAUGUGCUCUUUUGGUACCUAUAUUUAGUAUAAUAUGUGGGUUUUAUUGGGUGACUAUUUAUUUUCGAAAGACAUGGAGUACGACAAGUGCUUAUUUAUUAUUUUGCGCCUGUUGUGUCGGCGAAUUCUUCGGCCAAUGUAUGGGAAGCGGAGAAGACUACAUUACACAACCAUUUCUUGUUAUAACAGUACUGGUGACGGUUAGUGUCGCCAGUAUAUUUUCCUCGCUAGAAACAAUGCAGAGCACUUUUAUGAUCAUAUUUGUUAGCUUUGUACGAUUCCUAGCGUGCACCACUCUACAAGAUAUACCACAAGUUUUACGACCUUUCGUGGCGUACAUCGGUGGAAUAACUGGAGUCAUUUGUGCUAAAUAUAUGGAGACAGUAUUUAAGCCUCCUGUCAACAGUUUUAUGACGCCAGAUGGAAAAAUACCCGUCAUAAAGCGACGUCGAUCCAGCUCCUCGUCAAGUCACUCGUUCAGUCAUCGAGCUGGUCGUAGGACGUCACUUCCUGCGCUGAUCCAUAAGGCUCAGAAUUCUCAGAGUUAUGAGAUAGCACUGUUGGGGGAGGCUCAUGGGUUGCUGACAGAUAUGAUGGCUGACACCAGCCUCCCGCCCCAUGUACUCAGUGGACUGAGGGCUAUUGGCACCCUCUUGAAGCCCCCAGACACGAUGACCCCCUCCCAUAAGCCAAAAGUUAGUCCUCUGGUGUCACUCGCUGAAUCAUCAAAUUAUUCUGAUAGUGAGGAAUCACCUUAUACAGGGGAACGGCCAUCUUCCCUUCCAAAGAGGUUACGUCGUAGCUUACCUCCUAGCUUAUUGCGACGCAUGUCUACUAGUACAUGGACAACCACAACGUCAGCAACAGGCCUCCCAACAUUAGAAGCAGAGGUGUGCCGUACACGGAGUAGCAGCUUUAGGACGGCAAGAGACUCAAACAGUACCCCUAAUACAAGCCCCUCAGGCAGCAGGAGCAAUAGCCCCUCCCCUAGUUCCCCAGGGACUACCAUAUCACUGACAAUCCCAAAAUCGAGGAGUUUUUCAAUUGCCACAGUUGGGAUGCAUACACAGUCAAACACAAAACGGGUCCCGCCGAGGGAUCGUAAAUCAGUAUUUUUACCCAGCAUGCCCUUGGAGUUGACCGUCAAUAAUGACAAGUCAAUCAGUCCUCUAGUCAAAGCAGAUGUUCGAUCAACAAAUGAUGAUAUUUGUAAAUUGCGGGAUACUCCCGCCACCAGAGGGAGUGUAAGUAAAAGACUUGUAAAUGUAACGUCAGAUUAUGAGAGUUGUAACGAGUCUCCAAGUUCUAGUGAUCACAGUGAUAAUGUGACAUCAACAGAGGAUAUGUCUUCAUCAAUGAUUGAUGAAAAAUUAGCAUUACAAUCAGCAUUACCUGAGGACAGCCUGUCUCUUUUGCAGGAGGGAGUAGGCGUCAUAGGACCUACCCUUGAUGAGUUUGAGACUACAGAGAACAAUGAAAGUAAGACGUGCACUGACACAGAAAGUAGCACCGAGACCGUCACUGAACUACCUUGGGAUCCAAGUGAGAUUGAAUCCUGCUCUCUGCUCUCUAUUCAUCAGCUCAACCAAUGGGAUUAUCCGAUUUUUGAUCUGUCAAAUGCGGUGAAGGGAUGCAUACUCAGCAAGGUGGCGUACAAGUUGUUCCAGGAAGUGGGGCUCUUUGAAACAUUCCGAAUUCCAGUGCAGGAGUUUAUAACAUACUUUCACGCUUUAGAAGAGGGUUAUAGGAUUAAACCUUAUCAUAACAGGGAGCAUGCAACAGAUGUUUUACACGGAUGCUACUACUUCCUCACGCGUCCAAUCCCAGGGUUCAGUCAGGUGAAUCCCGAUGAGAUGUUUCCAAAACUUGUGUGUUCAUCAAGUGAAUCAGAUUCAGAAACAUGUGAUCGCCCCAGUUUGGCUCACAGACCCAGUUUUCAAGCAGAAGACACGUACGGCAUUAUGGGAGGGAAUUUUCCGCCACUUGAAUUGAUGUCGUUAUUGACGGCAGCUGCCAUGCAUGAUUAUGACCAUCCUGGGAGAACCAAUGCUUUCCUAGUCGCAACAUAUGCCCCUCAGGCAAUCUUAUACAAUGAUCGAUCAGUUUUGGAGAACCAUCACGCAGCAGCUGCUUGGAACCUCUUCCUCUCGGAUCCCAAGUUCAACUGGUUGUGUCAUCUUGAGCCUACAGAAUUUAAAAGAUUCAGGUUUCUAGUCAUAGAGUCCAUUCUAGCCACUGACCUCAAGCGCCAUUUUGAGAUUCUAGCCGAGUUCAAUGCAAAGGUGAAUGAUGAUGAUGCCGCAGGUAUUGAUUGGGUCGUGGAAGCAGACAGAAUAAUGGUGGCACAAAUGGUGAUUAAAUUAGCAGACAUCAAUGGCCCUGCCAAGACUAAGAUAUUACACACAUCCUGGACAGAUCGAAUUACGGACGAGUUUUAUGAACAGGGAGAUGAAGAAGCUAGUCGCGGGAUGCCCAUUUCACCAUUCAUGGACAGGAAACACCCUCAGCUAGCAAAGCUGCAGGAGUCCUUCAUCAACCAUCUGGUGGGACCCCUGUGUAAUGCUAUGGCCAACAGUGGUCUACUCCCUGGAACCUGGGUGGAAGAAGAAAAUUCUUUGAUGCCAGGAGAUGGUAUGAAGGAUGAGAAAGAGUCAGAUGAUGAAGAUGAGGAAAAUGAAGAAGAAGAAGAAGAUGAAGACGAUGAAGAUGAGGAUGAUGAUGAUGAGUCAGUAGAUAGAGUUUCCAUGUUGCCAGUAAAAGCAGUUGCAGCCAAGAAAGUACAUUGCAUACUGACCAAGAACAUCAAGGAGAACCUGGACAUGUGGCAUGCAAGACUCCUAGAGGAGGAACAACAGAAGAAAGAAGCAGAAGCUGCUGCACAAGCUGAGGCUGGUGAAUGUGAAAUUACCCCAUCAUCUGAUAUGACACCUAUAAAGGAGGAAGAAAUCAAAGAUACAAAACCAGAUGAUUGUGACACAACAACAACCAAUGAUUGUGACAGAACAGCCAAUGAUUGUGACACAACAAUCGAUGAUUGUGACACAUCAGCCAAUGAUUGUAACACAGCAACCAUUGACAUAGGUUUUUCAUUAGAGCACAAAACUCCAUCAUUUGAGAGUAAGGAGUCAUCGAUAGAGAGUAGAGGUUCUUCAAUAGAGAGUCAAGAGUCCUCAGUGUCAUUAGAGAGUAAAACUUCCUCAACUGACAAUGAUGAUGCUUUUCUUCCUCAUGAUACAAAAAUGCCUUCAUUUUCCAAAACAUUGGGGGGCACAGGUAAUGAGGAAGAUGAUUUAAAAUUGAAAGAGAGAUCAAAAGCCUCUUUGGAGGGUGAACAGUUAUUAAAAGACAGAAAUGAAGCAACAAUUGUGGAGAAAGAAUCCAUAAAUGUGAAUAAGGAGUCUCUAGAAAGUAAAAAAACUUCAAAAGACACAUGUACACAUAAAAUUGACAGUACUGAAUCUUUGGAAUUGAGUGUUGAAUCUAAAAGAUCUUCUAAAGAAACUGAGGAUAUUAGGUUAAAAUCUCUAAGUGUGGCGCCUGAACAUAAACCAUUAAAUCCAACUCAUGCGUCUUCAUCCCCUGUAUUGGACACAGAAGUGACCAAAUCAUCAUUAAAAUCAUCAUUAAAAUCAUCAUUAAAGUCAUCAUUAGAGCCAAGACAAUCAUCUGGCAGUCAACAAAGUGCUGAUGUUCAGAGACAUAUAACAAAAGUAGCUGUGGAUAGGGAAUUGAAAGAAAUGACUACCUGAGACUGGACAGUUGUUGUUUAAUUGUAUAUAUUGAAUCUAUUUCGAAUCUGUUUCAUUGGUUGUGUAUCUAAGUCAGAUAAAUCACUUGGUGUACAAGUAGGAUAUAUACCCUUGAAGAUGGUCUUAUAGCGAUCAUUUUCCAAAGGAGAACGUUUUUGUAAGGGAGGGCAGUUGCAGUUAGCUAAAUGUGGCUACAUACAGUAUGUGAUUGUAGAAAUCACAAGUUAUGUGUUAACAUAUGACUACGGAAGUGACUACAUGAUGUAACUACUUGUACAUAUGUGACUACAACAGUGGUUCCAUGGUGUGAAUACAUGUAUGGUAUCAUAUGUGAC
This is a messenger RNA of Owenia fusiformis, 4435 nucleotides long. The record is from the annotation of a GenBank genome assembly. NCBI's taxonomy places the organism in Eukaryota, Metazoa, Annelida, Polychaeta, Sabellida, Oweniidae.